AUGCUUGCUCGGACGGCUCUUCUUGGUCUGCUGUGGACAGGGUCAGCUUUGUGUCACAAGCCCCAGGAACUCGGUGACGAAGAAAGGAUCUCUCGGUGGAAGGGAGGGUACAGUUUCCAGGGCAUCCAAACCUUUGCCCACCUGCCUCACACGCAAUGUCUUGUCGAGCAGGACGCAGGUUUUGACCUCGCGAUAAUCGGAGUACCUUUCGACACAUCGGUUGCGUAUCGCCCAGGCGCCCGAUUUGGACCGAGGGCGAUCCGAAGUGCAAGUCAGCGGCAGAUACCAGCUCGAGGCUUCAACCAUGCCCAAGGCUUAAACCCGUAUCAGAACUGGGCCACCGUCCUCGACUGCGGAGACAUCCCCGUAACGCCCUUCGACAAUGCAGUGGCGUUCGAGCAGAUGACAGAGGCUUAUCGAGACCUUCUUCGCCGACCAGCCAAGACGCAACCCAAAGCCGCGACGCCCAAGACUCUAGGCAAGGAUAACAUAUACCAUCCACGGCUGGUUACGCUCGGAGGUGACCAUUCAGUGGCACUGCCGGCAUUGAGGGCUCUCCAUGAGAUAUACGGUCCCGUCAGCGUGCUGCACUUUGAUUCCCAUCUCGACACAUGGAAUCCGUCGUCAUUAGCCGGAGCGUGGGCUUCGGAGCAGUCGAACUACAACCACGGCUCGAUGUUCUGGAUUGCGCACAAUGAAGGACUCAUCGCGAAGGAUGGCAACAUACACGCCGGUCUGCGUACGCGCAUUUUCGGGGACGACUACGGCGAUUAUGCCGAAGACGCCAAGCAGAACUUCCAGUAUAUCGAGACUGAAGAGCCCGGCCUUGCACCAGGAACUGGAUGUCCAGAACCAGGCGGCUGGACAACUAGAGAGCUCAAAGCCAUGCUGAGAGGUCUUGAGAAGUUGAAUAUCGUUGGCGCAGAUGUUGUAGAGGUGGCGCCGCCAUAUGAUGAUGCCGGAGAGUCAACAGCCUGGGCUGCAGCAGACCUGGCUUAUGAAUUGCUGGGAUUGAUGGUCGCGAAUCCGCCAUAUCCUGUUGACGGAUACGUCGCAAAGAAGAAGUUCGCACGCAAGUGGCAUGAAGCAGUGCCGAGGAAGGAUGAGCUUUGA
Molecule: messenger RNA, 1113 nt
Organism: Exophiala xenobiotica
Lineage: Eukaryota; Fungi; Ascomycota; Eurotiomycetes; Chaetothyriales; Herpotrichiellaceae
Exons: 6
Coding region: 1-1113 (370 amino acids)
Molecular function (GO): agmatinase activity; metal ion binding
Source: RefSeq, a predicted model, not a curated record